Messenger RNA from Macrosteles quadrilineatus (aster leafhopper), 1954 nucleotides. Its product is annotated as ribonucleoside-diphosphate reductase subunit M2 B-like. The transcript is spliced from 8 exons. NCBI's taxonomy places the organism in Eukaryota, Metazoa, Arthropoda, Insecta, Hemiptera, Cicadellidae. Gene Ontology annotation, molecular function: ribonucleoside-diphosphate reductase activity, thioredoxin disulfide as acceptor. Gene Ontology annotation, biological process: deoxyribonucleotide biosynthetic process. Bases 206 to 1393 code for a protein of 395 amino acids. The record is from RefSeq and is a predicted model, not a curated record. Gene Ontology annotation, cellular component: cytosol.
AUUCGUGAAGGACACGGACAUGUUUAUGUUAUUUUCCCUCUACUAGUUUUCUUUCUUUCAUCGUUUCAUUUCAUAUUCCAUUGGCAUCAACGACACGUUGUAUGCACCAUUAGUUUAAUAAUUUAGCUACCAAAACUAACAGUUCCUUUUCAUCUAGUUUCUUUUUCUUACUAUUACAUCCUUCGUUAAUUAUACUUACAAAAUCAUGCCAAACGCUACUGUUGAAAUGUACAUCCCCAACAAGGAAAAUGCUAAUCUAACAGAAGACUGUGAAAUGCCUCUCUCAACAAAGAAGGUGGACCCAACCUUCAGUCCUAGUAAGAGUGUGGCCAGUCUUGCCCUGAGAGACACCACAAACAUUAUUAAGACAGACAAAACCAAUGUUGUUAAGAAGCUGGCCACGAGUGAGCCGGCCUUUGACCCCCAGCUGGAGCCUUUGCUACGAGAAAAUCCGCGCAGGUUCGUGGUUUUCCCCAUCGAAUAUCAUGAUAUCUGGCUUAUGUACAAAAAGGCUGAGGCCUCAUUCUGGACGGCAGAAGAAGUCGAUCUUACAAAGGACAUACCCGAUUGGGAGAAACUGAACGAAGGAGAACGCCAUUUUAUCUCCCAUGUGCUUGCUUUCUUUGCAGCUUCUGAUGGCAUCGUCAACGAGAACCUUGUUGAGAGGUUCAGUCAGGAGGUGCAGGUUACUGAAGCAAGAUGUUUCUACGGCUUCCAGAUCGCAAUGGAGAACAUACACUCCGAAAUGUACAGUCUACUGAUCGACACGUACAUCAAGGACUCCAAGGAGAGGGAGUUUCUGUUCAAUGCAAUCGAAACAAUGCCUUGUGUAAAGCGCAAAGCUGACUGGGCUCUGCAGUGGAUUGCCAGUGAUACGGCUACGUUCGGUGAGCGAGUUGUCGCGUUUGCAGCUGUCGAAGGGAUUUUCUUCUCCGGCAGCUUUGCUUCCAUCUUUUGGCUGAAGAAACGAGGGCUCAUGCCUGGUUUGACCUUUAGCAACGAACUCAUUUCUCGUGAUGAGGGCUUGCACUGCGACUUUGCCUGCCUCAUGUUCAAGCACCUGGUUCAGAAGCCGUCCGAGGAGCGAGUACAGUCUAUAGUCAAGGAGGCUGUGGUCAUAGAACAGGAGUUUCUCACGGCUGCGCUUCCAGUCAGUCUCAUCGGAAUGAACUGCGACCUCAUGAAGCAGUACAUUGAGUACGUGGCUGACCGCCUUCUCUAUGAACUCAAGUGCUCAAAGGUCUACAACUCAGAAAACCCAUUUGACUUCAUGGAAAACAUUUCACUGGAAGGAAAGACAAACUUUUUUGAAAAACGAGUUGGAGAGUACAAGAAAAGUGGAGUGAUGGAUGAGAGAAGCGAGAACGUCUUUGCCACAGAAGCCGAUUUUUAAAACAGCGUUCCACCAUAACAUAGUGUCUUUCAAACAAACCAAUGCUGCCUUUUAAUUAUUAAGUUCUUUAUUUUAAUUUGAAAACAAGCAAUAACUUCAGUUGUGUACUUACAACCUGAGUUGCGAAUUUACUAUUCCGAUAAAUUGUAUCAUCCUCGGUUUCUUGAGUCUUGUGUUUAAACAUGAAGUAUGAUUCCUGGGAAUAAUUAAUCUAUAUAGUUAAUCUGUAAGAAUAGUUAAUCUGUGGCCAGUUAAUUUUGUCAUUUUAUUUUUCAAAUUUUUCUGUUGGAGGAGUUAAUUUAGCAAAUUUGUAAUUUUGUCUGUUGUAGUUGUAAAGUUUGUGAAUAAUGGUCAAUUGUCUUGUAUGUAAUAAAUAGCAAAGAACACUAAUAUACAUAAUAAUUGUAAAUUAACGUGUGAAGUUAUAUUGUAGUACGAUCGCCUGACAGCGUAGUAUGUCAGUAUAAAACUAUGUAUACUUUCUGAAAGGAAACUAUACUUUUCAGUAUUUUAAUUGUGAUUUGUAUAUUUCUCUAUAUUAAAGAAGCUUUUGUACACAAA